AUGGACACAACGGCGAUCCGCGGCCUCCUCCUGGCCAGCUUGGAUCCCGAUGCCGACACCAGACGGAGGGCUGAGUUGCAGCUGAAGCAGAUUGAGGAGCAGCCCGGUUUUAUGGACGUGGCCCUCGAUAUCCUUCAGGCAGAGCAAGACAACAGUGUGCGACUAUCGACUGUCAUCUACGUCAAGAACCGAGUCAACCGAUCAUGGGCGAAAACCGACCAGUACGCCAGCGAGGCCUUGAUACCCGAAGAUGAAAAGGCGCGCUUCCGCGAUCGGCUACUUCCCAUCAUGGCUGCCUCCCAGGGAGGUGUGCGCCAGCAGCUUAUUCCUGUGCUGCAGAGGAUCCUGCACUUCGACUUUCCCGACAAGUGGCCCAAUUUCAUGGACUACACCACGGAACUUCUCAACACGAAUAACGCCCCCUCUGUCCUUGCUGGCCUCCAGUGCCUGCUCGCCAUCUGCCGCGCCUGGCGUUUCCGAUCUUCCGACAAUGAAAGCCGUGUUCAUUUUGAUAAGAUCAUUGAGCUCAGCUUCCCCCGCCUCCUGACCAUUUGCAAUGAGCUCGUCACACAAGAGAGCGAUGAGGCCGGCGAGAUGCUGCACCUUGCCCUCAAGGCGUACAAGCACGCAACCUGGCUCGAGCUGUCCGCCUUCCUGCGCCAGCAGCAGAACAACAUUGCGUGGUGCACCGUCUUCCUGAACACCGUCUCCAAGGCCAUUCCCGCCAGCGCUAUGGUAGAGGACUCUUUUGAUCGCGAGAAGCAUCACUGGUGGAAGGCCAAGAAGUGGGCAUACUUCAACCUCAACCGUCUCUUUAUCCGACACGGCAACACACAGUCAGUCGCGGGUUCCAAGGAUGACGGCCAGAUGCAGUUCGCGAAGGAGUUCUCUACAACGAUCGCUCCGGAGAUCUUAAAGCAUUACCUCGCGGAGAUUGAGAAAUGGGUGGCCAAGACAGCCUGGCUGAGCCGACCAUGCCUGACCUAUACCCUCGUUUUCCUUGACGAAUCUGUCCGUCCCAAGGAGAUGUGGGAUCACCUCAAGCCGCAUUUGCAGAACCUUGUUACCCACUUCGUAUUCCCUGUGCUUUGCCUGUCCGAGGAGGAUGUUGAGAAGUUCCAGGAGGAGCCCGACGAAUAUCUCCACAGAAAGCUCAACUUCUACGAGGAGGCUUCUGCGCCCGAUGUCGCCGCCACGAACUUCCUGAUUGGCCUCACCAAAAACCGCAGGAAGCAGACAUUCGAGAUUCUCAAGUUUGUCAACGCCGUCGUGAACGAGUACGAGCAGGCGCCCGACGACAAGAAGAACCACAUCGCCAAGGAAGGUGCUCUGCGGAUGAUUGGGACCCUGGCGCCUGUCAUCCUGGGCAAGAAGAGCCCCAUCGCCGACCAAGUCGAGUAUUUCCUCGUGCGAUACGUCUUCCCCGACUUCACCAGCUCCCAGGGCUACCUGCGCGCUCGCGCCUGCGAUACCGUGGAGAAGUUUGAGCAGCUCAACUUCCAGGACCAGAACAACCUGCUCACCAUUUACCGCCAUAUCCUUGACUGCAUGGCCGACCCUGAUCUGCCUGUUCGAGUAACGGCCGCGCUGGCCCUCCAGCCUCUCAUUCGCCACGACAUCAUCCGAACCAGCAUGCAGCAGAGUAUCCCUACCAUCAUGCAGCAGCUUUUGAAGCUCGCCAAUGAGGCCGAUAUCGAUGCCCUUGCGAACGUCAUGGAGGACUUUGUCGAGGUCUUCGCCACAGAGCUGACGCCCUUUGCUGUGGCUCUCAGCGAGCAGCUUAGGGACACGUACCUGAGGAUAGUUCGUGAGGUCCUCGACAAGAACCGCAACGAGGGCGGCGAUGACGAUUUUGGCGACUAUCUUGAUGAGAAGUCCAUCACCGCGCUGGGUGUGCUGCAGACCAUUGGCACUCUCAUCCUGACGCUGGAGAGUACCCCCGACGUUUUGCUUCACAUUGAGGCCAUCCUGAUGCCCGUCAUUCAGGUCACCCUCGAGAACAAGCUCUACGACCUUUAUAACGAGAUUUUCGAGAUCAUCGACAGCUGCACCUUUGCUGCCAAGUCCAUCUCGCCGACAAUGUGGCAGGCUUUUGAGCUCAUCCAUGCGACCUUCAAGGCUGGCGCUGAGCUUUAUCUUGAGGACAUGCUGCCUGCCCUCGACAACUUUGUCCAGUACGGUGCACCGCACCUCAUCCAGAAGCAGGAGUACGUGGAGGCGCUGUUUUCCAUGAUUUCGGACAUGUUCUCCGACGCCAAGGUUGGCGGCGUGGACCGCAUUUGCGCAUGCAAGCUGGCCGAAGCCCUCAUGCUGAAUCUUCGUGGCCACAUUGAUAACUAUGUGCUUCGCUUCAUCGAGUUCGCCAUGUCGGUCCUGACGGCUACAGAUGUCAAGAUCAAGGCGUACAAGAUUCACCUCAUGGAACUGGUCAUCAACGCCAUUCACUACAACCCUAUCCUGACUCUUCAGUUCCUCGAGGCCAAGGACUGGACCAACCGCUUCUUCAGCCUCUGGUUCGGCAGCAUGUCCACCUUCUCCAGGGUCCACGACAAGAAGCUCUGCAUUGUCGCCAUCUCUGCCCUUCUCAGCCUCCCCCCUGACCAGGUUCCACAAAGCGUUUCCGUCGGAUGGCCCAGGCUGCUGCAGGGAAUCACGGAGCUGUUCAAGACCCUGCCCUCCGCUAUGAAGAACCGCGAGGAGGCGCUCAGGGAUGACUACCACCUCGAGGGCAACUACGAGUACGGUGACGACGACGAUUGGGGAGACGAUGAGGCCAACUGGAACGCCGAGGAAGGCCCCGAGGCCGAAGAGACUGGCGAGGCCCGCGACGAGAGCACGGCAUAUCUUGAGUUCCUCAACGAUGAGGCACAAAAGUUCAGCCGCGGCCUCGAGGAAGCUGAGAGCGAGGAUGACCUUGGUGAAGACAGCGUGCUGCUAGAGUCGCCCCUCGACAAGCUCGACCCGUAUCAGUUGUUCAGCGGUACCCUGAUGAAACUUGAGUCUGAACAGCCCCAGUUCUACGCAUCACUUGCGUCUCACCUAUCAGCGGAAGACCAGGCGGCCCUCCAGGGCAUCAUGGCGAAGGCCAGCGAAAACGCCCAAGCGCAGCUCAUCGCGCAACAGCAGGUCGCUGCGACGGCUAACGGAAGCGUGGCGUAG
Molecule: messenger RNA, 3159 nt
Organism: Verticillium alfalfae VaMs.102
Lineage: Eukaryota; Fungi; Ascomycota; Sordariomycetes; Glomerellales; Plectosphaerellaceae
Product: importin-7
Exons: 8
Coding region: 1-3159 (1052 amino acids)
Biological process (GO): protein import into nucleus
Cellular component (GO): cytosol; nuclear envelope
Molecular function (GO): small GTPase binding
Source: RefSeq, a predicted model, not a curated record